Molecule: messenger RNA, 2170 nt
Organism: Phasianus colchicus (ring-necked pheasant)
Lineage: Eukaryota; Metazoa; Chordata; Aves; Galliformes; Phasianidae
Gene: ADK
Product: adenosine kinase
Biological process (GO): purine ribonucleoside salvage; purine nucleobase metabolic process
Cellular component (GO): cytosol; nucleus
Molecular function (GO): adenosine kinase activity
Source: RefSeq, a predicted model, not a curated record
CGCGCCGAGCGGGGCGGGCCGAGCCGAGCCGAGCGCAGCCGAGCGGAGCCGAGCGCGCCGCACGCCGCCCAGCGCGAAGAUGGCAGCGGGCGAGCCUCAAGCCAAGAAGCUGAAGCUGGAGCCGAAGCAGCUGAGUGAAAAUGUUCUGUUUGGAAUGGGAAAUCCGCUGCUUGAUAUAUGUGCGGUUGUGGACAAGGACUUCCUUGACAAGUAUGGGCUGAAACCAAAUGACCAAAUUCUGGCGGAGGAGAAGCACAAGGAACUAUUUGAAGAACUUGUGAAAAAGUUCAAAGUAGAAUAUCAUGCUGGUGGCUCUACUCAAAACUCUGUCAAAGUGGCCCAGUGGAUGAUUCAGAACCCGUACAAAGCUGCAACUUUCUUUGGGUGCAUUGGCAAAGAUAAAUUUGGAGAAAUAUUAAAGAAGAAGGCCGAGGAAGCUCAUGUGGAUGCCCAUUACUAUGAGCAGAGUGAAGAACCAACAGGAACCUGUGCUGCCUGCAUCACUAGUGAUAACAGGUCACUUGUAGCUAACCUUGCUGCUGCUAAUUGCUACAAGAAGGAAAAGCAUCUUGAUUUGGAGAAGAACUGGAAGUUGGUGGAAAAAGCCAAAGUUUAUUACAUAGCAGGAUUCUUCCUGACGGUGUCACCAGAAGCAGUAUUAAAAGUGGCUACUCAGGCUUCUGCAAACAACAAGAUCUUCAGCUUGAAUCUUUCUGCACCAUUUAUUAGCCAGUUCUACAAAGAGCCUAUGAUGAAAGUCAUGCCUUACGUGGAUGUCCUUUUUGGAAAUGAGACAGAAGCUGCCACUUUUGCUAGAGAGCAAGGCUUUGAGACUGAAGACAUUAAAGAGAUAGCCCGGAAGACACAAGCCCUGCCAAAGGUGAACACUAAAAGGCAACGAAUUGUAAUCUUUACCCAGGGGAAAGAGGACACUGUAAUGGCUACAGAAAAUGAAGUAACUACUUUCCCUGUGUUGGUGAGUGAUCAGAGUGAAAUCGUGGAUACCAAUGGGGCUGGAGAUGCAUUUGUUGGAGGCUUCCUCUCGCAGCUUGUCUAUGACCGGCCGGUGACCGAGUGCAUCCGAGCUGGACACUAUGCAGCCAGCGUCAUUAUCAAGCGCUCAGGUUGCACCUUCCCAGAGAAGCCUGACUUCCACUGAUACCGGUGAACUGGAGGGAUCAAGAGUAACUCUCAUAUUGCCGUGGGAUCGCUGCCUAAAUUUUUCCUCCUUCCUUGUCCUCACCUUUCCAAUUACCUGCAUCAACGGUUCUGUACUUCUGUUCAUUUCAUUUUAAAUGAAAUAUAUAUUUCUAUGAUGUUUUCCUUUCUGUGCCACUACCAUGUCUCACUAGUCUUAACUUUUGGAAACUGUGCUAAGUGAAGCUUAUUCUUGUAUCCGCCUGGAAAAAUUGUUCUAUUGACACAGUUUAAAAUGAAGUCCUGUGUAAUUGACACUGCUGACUAACACAGUAAAAUAAUGAAUUAUCUGGUUUUAUCUGUGUCCUACUCAACUUACUUGAAAUGAACAGACCUGACUGUAUUUGUGACAUAACCGUAUAAACCAGGAAUAGUUCUUUCUGUAUAGUGGAGUCACAGUAGCGUUAAGAGCAGUGUGAGCAUUCCGAGAAUUUCCUUCAAUGUCUGAGUGUACAAGAUCUGGCCAUCACAUCCAGCCCAGCCACCGUGGAAGCAAAUAGCUAUCUGUCAGAACUUAAGGGCGUGAUCAUGCUGAUGUCAGUGACUGUGGGUCUGGUGCUCUGUGGUCACUGUGCCCUGACCUCACGCCGGGCUGCCAGGUGAGCAUGCAGAUAGGUACUUUCAGGGAUUUCAGGGCAGAGGCACGAGCUGAUGAUGAACAUAACGUAUGGCUAGAUCCUAUCUCCUCAGUGUGAGCUUUUUAAAGGCUGUAUUUAAUUAAGGUACACGUAGUGAAAAUGAGGUACAGAAAUAUUUAUGCAGGAUAUAUUGACAGGACAUGCCAAAUGGAAUCUCUGAAACGCACAUUUUUAAACUUUUAAUUUACUUUGGGUAAUUAUCAAUAUGGUGGAUUUUGUUUGUAUUUACAGUAUUCAAAGAGGUGAUCUGACACUGCAUUCAUUACUUUGCUAUGUAAUUUGAUACUGAUAAAUAAAAAAUUGUCGUACAGUAACUCUCAGCUUUGUACUGUUGU